UUUCACAUGCCAUUAGCAGAAUCUGAAAGUAGAAUCCUUGCGCAGUUAGUAUUUAACCGCAUUGCGUAACGGAUUCAGCACAUAGACCUAGUAUCGCUCCGUACCAUAGCUACACCUAAAACGUCAUCAUGGCGGUACAAAAGAAAAGAGGUUUCUUUGAGAGGCUGUUUGAGAAAUUUGCUGGGACAAAGGAAAGCGAAAGUACACCGGUUAGUAGUAAAAUUAAUGUUGAGGAAUACAAAAAAGAAUUACAUGAUAAAGGGGUUGCUGGGGUAAAAGAGCUACUUAACAAAGACUUGGAAAAUUGGACUGAAAUCGAGCUUCACACAGCUGUUGUUGGAAAUUCAGGGACGGGAAAGUCUUCUUUUAUCAAUUCAAUUAGAGGCCUGAAAGCUAAAGAUCCCGGGGCUGCAAAAGUUGGUGUUAAUGAAACCACCGUCACGUGCGUGCCAUACAAACAUCCAGACAACAAGAGUUUCAUUGUCUGGGACAUUCCUGGCGUUGGAACACCAAAGUUUCCAAAGGAUAGUUACUUAGAAAAUGUUGGGUAUGAUAAAUAUGACUUCUUUAUCAUUAUGAGUAGAAGCAGAUUCACAGAAAACGACUUGUGGUUGGCCCUUGAAGUACAAAAGCUGAACAAGAGAUUCUUCUUCGUGCGUUCAAAUAUCGAUAAAGAUAUUGAGGACGACAGAGAGGACAAUCCAGAUACCCACGAUGAAGAAAACGUUCUUCAAGCUAUACGGAAGAAAACAGAAGAUGAGCUGAUGGGUAAUGGAGUGAGAGCCCCAAAGGUUUUCCUGAUCAAUAACCGUAAGACUGAUAGAUAUGACUUCGGCAAACUUAACAAUGAGAUGCUGUCAUCAUGCGAUGGAUUGAAGAAAGAUUCAAUGGCUUUGUCCUUAGCCGCAGUAACCAAAGAAGUAAUGGCAGAAAAGAAAAGAGUUCUCGAGAGACGAAUAUCUCAAAUUGCGCUUGCCGUAACAUCCAGUUCAGGAGAAUAUGAACAAAAAGGCAGAUUUCAGGACGAAAUAAAGUUUUACCAGAAGCAGUUUGAUAUCGAUGACGUUACUCUUGCUGAGAAUAAGGACAUACUAACACUCUCGGACUCAAAUAUGCAAGAGUUUAAAGUUGUUUUCGAUCAGUAUGGGUCCGAAGGACAGCUCUCGAUGAAAACUCCAACAGCUAUGAGAGCCGAAGCAAGCACAUGGGAACGUUUCAAGGAUUGCUUCACAUGGUCAAAGGAGAAUACUCUUCUCUUUGGAUACUGCAAACUUGCUCUUAGAAGCAAUCUUGAUCAGUUGUACGACAAAGCACGUAGUUUGUAUGACAUAAAAAGGGCAAAACAAAUGGUCGAUGCUGCCGCAAAGUAGAACGCUGUCAGUGCUUCGAAAUGAACAAAAGUUUUGUUACGAUAUGCGCAAUAUGAUGUGUUUGUUUUACAAAAUCAAUGUGUUUUCAUUAAUAUUGCAUUCUUUUAUAACUGUAAUUUGUUUUUAUUGUGCAAAUUUGUUGCGAACCUUAUGUGAGUACAACAGCUAUCUUUUUUUUUUUUGAUGAAGAAAUUUUUCUUAGGCAGUAGAGGUGCGCCCACAUUUUUCCAUGAAUAUAAUGUUCAGUGUUAACAGAAAUGAUUGCAUACUUUCUCCUUUUUCCCUCUACAAAAUACCGAAAAAUUACGUGUUUUAAUCUACGUAUCUUACCUCGUGAUAUAAUGCAGUUUCCUCCAGCUAUAUUUACCGCAUAACAAUAAAUACUUAUGCCAGGGAUGGUUGAGAUGAUGAUAAUGGUAAUGAUGAUGAUGAUAAUGACGUACUAUCAUAACGUUUUAUAAAGUUUGUACUAAGUAUUAAGCACUACUUUGAAUGUAUUGUUUACGUUUGUACAAAGACUUGAUUAUUACUGGUACAAUGUAAAAUAUUUAACUGUGUUGUAAAAGCCUGGAAUUUCUUGUACAUAUAAUCACUGAAAUAAAAAGUAAUAUAUAA
Messenger RNA from Mercenaria mercenaria, 1985 nucleotides. RefSeq names its product interferon-inducible GTPase 1-like. Bases 129 to 1370 code for a protein of 413 amino acids. The record is from RefSeq and is a predicted model, not a curated record. The transcript has 3 exons. NCBI's taxonomy places the organism in Eukaryota, Metazoa, Mollusca, Bivalvia, Venerida, Veneridae. Gene Ontology annotation, cellular component: membrane. Gene Ontology annotation, molecular function: GTPase activity; GTP binding.